Molecule: messenger RNA, 2280 nt
Organism: Durotheca rogersii
Lineage: Eukaryota; Fungi; Ascomycota; Sordariomycetes; Xylariales; Xylariaceae
Product: N-terminal C2 in EEIG1 and EHBP1 proteins-domain-containing protein
Exons: 3
Coding region: 443-1921 (492 amino acids)
Source: RefSeq, a predicted model, not a curated record
GUCUCCGUCCCCUUUCCCCCUUUUCGCCCUCCAAGAUCUCAACCCGUCGCCCUUCUAAUCCCCGACCACUUUGCUUAUGCUGCUGCUUCUGUCAUGUCCAUUUUCAGCUCGACGGACCGGGGUGUCCCCUCCUAGAAUCGAUCCGGCAUCUAGGAAUUGCCUUGUCUUCGCCUCCUUCGUGAAAUCCCAUCUGUUGGACCUGGCCUGGCUUCGACCUUGCUUCCCACCUGGCUUUCGACCUUCGACCAACGCACCCGCUCGGUUCCGGUGCAGCCGAACGCAACGAGACGCUUCAUCCUACCUGCCGACCUGAGUACGUCGUCUCAUCACCCUGCCAUGACUGCAUCCCGCCAUCAGCACACUACUGCCGUCGUCCGCAUCUGCUAGCGGAGCUAGUACGCGCAGCUAUUCUGCCUCCGGGGGUGAGUGCGGCGUUGCUAUCAUGGCCUCCCUGAUAAACAAGGCGCGGAAGCCAAAAUUCGAGCUUCACCUCACCAUCUAUGAUCUCAACAAUGUGCCUCUGGUCGCGGGAACCUCGACCGUUAAAUGGUAUCUCCCGAGCUCGAUGCACGGCGAGCACCGGGGCCGCACUGCCAAAUGCUCCAUCGAUAAGAUACACCACCGAGUCGUCUAUAAUUAUUCUAAAGUCAUCCCACUCCGCAUCUCCAUAGAUCGCAACGACAACCUGACGGAAUGCCCCAUCGAAUUUGAAGUCCUGCAGGAGUUUCCCAUGGUCCCCGGGGGUCGCGACGAGAAGAUUCCUCUAGGCACCGUUAGGCUGAACUUGAGCGAGUAUGUAGAAGAGAGCGAGAACUUUCCGCGCCGAAGCAUAGGCGUAAGAGCUAGCAUGAACCUAGAUUAUCCUCGAGAAAAACCAGUUUCACAGAGCAUGACACACCGGAGACAAAGCAGCAGCAAAUCAGGCGCCGACUCCAGCAUCGUAGAGGCCAGUCCGACAAACACCGCUGCCGCCCCGUCGCAUCCAGAGGAAAAUGACGUCGUGGAAGAUGAUGCCGAAGAGGGAAUCGUGCGGCGGUAUCUGAUGCAGGAGAGCAAGAUCAAUAGCACGCUCAAGGUCGGCAUCCUAAUGGUGCAGAUCGACGGGGAGCGUAAUUUUGUCGCGCCCCCGCUCAAGACCGCCCCCAUGUUCGGCGGAAUUGCGGGUAUCAUGAAGGGCGAGCAGGUGGAGCCCGAAGACGGCGGUGCGGGCAGCAGCCGCAACCUGCCCAAUUUCAACAAGUCGCGCGACGCGUCGGAGCUGCAGGACAUGUACCGCCGGGCCCUGACCGCGAGCUGGGCUUGCCAGCCGGGAGAGAUGCCGGCGGACGCCUGCAUCGAGGACAUAUUCUCGGGCGGCGACGGUUGGAACGACAACACGAGACCUGGAGGGACCGCGGCCGCGGCCGCGGCAGCGGCAGCGCGGGGUAGUCGACGGUCGCACGCGGGGUCCAUCAGCAGCCACAGCAACAGCGGCAGCGCCAUGAGCGGCGACGAGGCCAACUCGGGCACGCUGCGACCGGGCGAUGUGCGGCGGAUUCAUCGCCACAUGCGCACGCGCAGCGGCGGCAGCGACAAGACCUCGAUGACCACGGCGGGGGGCGGCAGCAGUAGUACUAGCAGUAGUCUCGGCCGCCACGGCGGUAGCAACAGCAACCGGCACGACCCGUCCCAAUCCGGCCACCGAGGCCCGCGGCAACCGCCGCCGCUGCCGCCGUGGUCCCACAAGGAGGACAGCAGCGGGCACGACAGCAACGAGGGCCUGGGGGCCGGGACGCAGCGGAGCCGCGCGGGCAGCAUCGCGAGCCUGGCGACGACGCUGGGCAGCGACCGCGGGCGCGAGGGCUUCCGCCGGCCCAGGGAGGUCAGCGAGUACGAGGAGCGCGAGGAUCUGGUCGCGUGGACGCUGCCCGAGGCCGUGUGAGGCGGGCGUGCAGCCGUGAGGGUUGCAUCCCCGAGCAGGCUUAGUUUUUUUUAUUCUGUCUAGAACAUCAUCUAUCUAUCUACCCAUCAGCAAGUUAGACAGCACGGCUUCCGGAGGGCAAUACCGAGGCGCCGAGGGGAAAAGAGGAAAAGGAUGGGAGUCGAUCUCGAGGGCGAGCGAGCUAGAGAGGCAGAGGGAUAGAGACGCGAGGUCGCGUCACCGUAUAUAGUGCGUGUACUGGUUAAUACAUAAUAAGAAGACGCCCGCAUACUCGGCUUCGACCCAUUACUUGGCCACACCACCUGCGGGCGUGCUAGGGGGGGGGCAAUGAGACUUGCAGGCUGAGAAGACGUAGUAGA